CGAGCGCGCCCCUGGUUGCCUGGGAAACCUAACAGCUUGCAGCCGCUGUCCACACCCGGGCCGACCUGGGCGAAGAUGGACCGUCCCUCAGGGCACGCUGGGGACACUGCGAGCGAAGGCGAAGAUGGAGACAGCCUGGCUUCGAGGCCGACCGAGAUCAGAGAUAGCCCUCGCCCCCAAACCCCCACGGAACCGGAGGAACCACAGCUCGAGCUGGAGGCGGGAGCGGAGGAGGUAGAGGCUUCGGAGGGAGGCACUGACACGGACGAGCAGCCCGCGGCCACGGAAGGGCUGGCGGCCACCGAGGCUGCGGGCGAGGAUGAGCCCAGAGAGCCGGAGAGGCCGGCCGAGCCCGAGCCCGAGCCCGAGCCCGAGCCUGAGCCUGAGGAGCCCACCGGGGCUGGGCCCUCGGAGUCCGCCAAGCCGCAUAGUGAAGGCAGCUCGGAGGAGGCGGAGGAUGAAGAGAAGGCUGAGGCGGAGAAGGCAGCGAGGAGGAAGAGGACAGCCUCGUUCCGGAGGUCGCUGGAGCUGACUUCGAUCCUUGAGGAGCAAGCGAGACGGGAGGACGGGGAGAGAAAGGGGGAGGAGGAGGAGAAAAGGGGGGAGGAGGAGGGAGAGCAGGCGGGGGAGGAGGAGGGCGAGGGGCCAGCGGGGGAAAGAGACCGAAGGAAGAGUGAGAAAGAGCAGAUACACUGGAGGGUGGGCGGAGGGGAGGACGAGGAGUGGUCGGAGGAGGUGAAGAAGCAGCAGGAGCAGCAGCUGCGCGUGGAGCUCCUGGAGCAGUACCACUCCCUGGUGGUGGAGCGCUCCCGCUACCAGCGCUACAACCUGUACCUGCAGCAGAAGAUCUGCGAGGCACUGCGCAGGAAAAAGGGCCUGGAUGCCACCACGGAGACGCCAGACAAGGGCCCCGAGCCCGACGCCCCGGAGAAGGAGCAGGCCUACCUGCACUACCUGGCCACGCUGGAGGAGCUGAAGAAGCAGGAGAUGGACGACCUGGAGUGGUACCAGAAGGAGGUGGGCCAGCUGAAGCAGCAGUGCCAGGAGAAGCUGGCCAGGGUGGAGAAGAAGUGGCGCCACUUCCAGGCCCUCAAGAAGCAGGUGGUGAUGCAGGCCAUGGGCAGCUGCCGCAUGAGGGGCGGGCGCCAGGCUGCUCUGCGGGAGGUGGAGCAGAUCCAGGCCUUGGAGGACAAAAAGGAGAAGGAGAUGAGCGCUGUGCGGCUGGAGAACGUGCAACUGAAGCAGAGUCUGGCGCAUUUUGAAACCAGGAUGAGGGCCCAGGAGGACUUGGCCGAGGGGCUGCUCCUCAUUGAUUUUGAGCAGCUGAAGAUCGAGAACCAGACCUUCAAUGAGAAGGCCGAGGAGCGGAACGAGGAGGUUCUCAAACUGCGCAGCAAGGUGACCAACAACGUGCAGAUCAUAACCCACGUGAAGGAGAAGCUGCACUUCAUGGACAUGAAGAACACAUACAAAAAGAUGGAGCUUUUGGGAAUUGAGGCCCAGGUGGCCGCCAGAAGGGACAUCUUGACCAAGACUAAGCAAGCCCGAGACAGUCUGCGGGCGGACAACCGCAAGCUGAAUCAGAAGUGUGGGCUACUGGGCAAGGAGUCACUCCUGCGGGACCUGGAGGAAAAGGUAGAUAAGACUGAGCUGCUCACCCAGCGCCUAGAAUCCCUCAAGCGCCACCACGCUGGGCUCAUGUUGUCCUGCAAAGGCGUGAAGCAGAAGAUCAGAGAAGCCAAAGCCUUCCUCCCCUCCUGACCCCCCUGGCAGGAAAACAGAAUGUUCACCGUCUCAGCGGACUCUGACCUUCAUUCACUUUUCCUCUCCAUUGCCACCAUUCGUUGGGACUUGUUAUAUUUAGGAUGGAACUAUAUUUUUGUCUCACAAUUUUUCAGCUUCUGAAUUUGUGCUGAGCCCAAACGUGGGUUAAUAGUUUUGUAUGGGAUUAAGCAGGAGGGGCCGGGAGACAAAAACAGGUGACUGUAAAUGACUUCUGACAAAAAGCUGUCAAAAUAUCUUUCUAGCUGAACAACUCUGUCAUUUCAAGGACUGAAUAUUAAAAAAUGCUGUUCCCUUUU
Chinchilla lanigera (long-tailed chinchilla) is the source of this 2081-nucleotide messenger RNA. It is a transcript of the gene Cfap184, whose product is annotated as coiled-coil domain containing 96. Lineage: Eukaryota; Metazoa; Chordata; Mammalia; Rodentia; Chinchillidae. The transcript has a single exon. Bases 76 to 1761 code for a protein of 561 amino acids. Gene Ontology annotation, cellular component: axoneme; ciliary basal body. Gene Ontology annotation, biological process: cilium assembly. The record is from RefSeq and is a predicted model, not a curated record.